GAAACUAUCGGCCAUCGCUAAAGACAACUAUUAAAUUGAUUAAAUUAAACGCAUUCGAAAACAGCAAGUACAAACAUCGGAGACUGCGAGUGCGUGUGCAAGCGAACAAAACUGGGUGACAUAAACUCCGUGCGGAUUAACAAAAUGAGCAGUGCGGAGCAGGAUAACAACGGAUUAUCCUGAUCCUGGACGCCCAGAGUGCAGUUUUGUGCGUGCGCGAGUGUGUGUGUGUGUGUGUGUGUGUGUGCAGUUCGUGUGCCAGUGACGACAUUGACCCGCCCCCGCCGCCGCCCGCCAUCGCCACGCCCCCCUUUCCCCGUUUCGCUGGGGAAAAUGUGCCAUGCCAUUGUUGUUGUUGUUGUCCGUUUCCAGGCUGAGUUGGGCCGUGGAGCACUAGGCGGUAACUAGGCCACAAGGACAAGCCCAAACCGAGAAUACAGACCAUGUUCAACCGCCAACCGGCGAACGGAGGUGGCGCCAGUGGCCAGUCAGCUCCCGCCCCACCCACAGCUGGAGCUGCAGCUUCUGCUGCUGCUGCUGCUACUUCUGGUGCUACAUCUGCCCCGCCAUCAGGAGCCAUUGCAUCCGGAUCAUGUGGAGGAUCUGGAGCACCGGCCAGCCAAUCGCCCGAUCUCUACCUGCGUCCGCUGCCCUUCCUGGACGCCAAAUGGCUGCGCGCCGAUCUCAUCGCCUCCCUGCGCAACGCCGCCGAUGGGGCAGUGCUCUGGAACCACCUGAUCCAGGACUGCGAGCUGGUGUCCUCGCCAUCGGCGCCGCUCCUCAAUGCCCGCGGCCAGCUGUCCUACCUGGGCGACGAUGGCAAGCACUAUUGCGGCGCCCAGCAGCUCAAGUGCUCCUGCUGCCAGCCCGAGUUCUGCGGCCCACUCUCCGCCUGCAACUGCGACGGCUGCCGGCCGCUGGACUCGGACACGGCCAUCAAGAAGCUCACCACGCAGGCCGCCGCCCAGCAGGCGGCCCAUCUCAGCCAGGCCACCGAUCUGGUGCUGAGCGGCUGGCUCUGGAGCCAGCCGCCAUCGCAGCAGGCGCGCCAGGAGUGCCAGCGCUCCAUGAUCUCCGAGCUGCAGGAGCUGGCCCUGCGCGCCGCCGGCAAUUGCCUGUCCGCCCAGCAUCUCCGGCAGCAGCUGUUCGUCUACGAGCGUUACUUUGUGGCCCUGAAAAGGGAGCGAGAGCGGGAGCGCCAACCGGCGGCAAGCAAACCGGAUGUGGCCAGUAACACUGCCGCCGCCACCACGAGUAGCACCAUCGUGGCCACCAGUAAUGCCACCAGUAACAACACCACCACCACCACCACCAUCAUCACGACCAGCAAGGCUGCGAACAUGGAGCCGCAGCCGACGGAGACGCCGGAGCAUGGUGCUCUGGGUUUGGCCCGUGUGGCCACUCGGGCUGCGCUGAACUUCAGCUUCGCCUUCCUGCGACGCGCCUGGCGCUCCGGCGAGGACACGGAGAUGUGCAGCGAACUGCUGAGCGAGGCACUGGCCUCGCUGCAGGAACUGCCGGAGGCCACGCUCUUCGAUGCGGCCGUCGUCUCGUCGCUAUGGCUAGAGGUCAUGGAGCGGUCCAUCAAGUUCCUGCGCCUGGUGGCGCUCGGCGACCCGAUGGGCGGUCGCUGCACCGCCCCGUUGAACGACCGCCACACGGCGCUGUGCCUGCUGCUGGAGCUGGGCGUGCAGAAGGGCACGCUGGCCGCCACGCUCGAGUGCGUCGUGCUGCUGCUGCUGCUGUGGGAGAAGGAUCGCGCGGGCAACGACAACAGGGACAUGCCGCGCAAGACGGGCGCCCCGCUGCAGCGCAUCCUGCUGCGCUACCAGAAGAUCGGUGCCACGACAGGUGCCAAGGGAGUGGGCGGCAUCGCCGGCGGAGAGCCUGCUCCGGUGGCCAGUGCCACCGAGACCUUCCUGCGCUUUCUCUCGCUGCCCAAGAGCAGUGCGGCCAUUGUGGACCUGCGACGCGCCGCCGUCGUCAUCAUUUCGCACCUGGACCGCCUGGUGCAGCCGCUGAUGCCGCGCUGUCUGCUCCGCACUGGCCACGGCCCCGCCCUCGCCCCCGAUGCCUCGUCGUCCGCCAGUGCGUCGGUACCCCAGCAGCGAGUCUACGCCCUGGGCUGGCCCUCGCUGUCCAAGGACCAGCAGGGAUUCAGCGCCGAGACGACGCUCAGCUGGAGCGGCGAAGCCACGACGGUGCCGACGCUCGCCUGCCGCUUCCAGGUCAAGCAGGUGGCCUGCUGCGAGAGCCAGCUGCUCCUCCUCAGCCAGGAGGGCAAGCUGCACACCUGGCGCCUGGCCAAGCCGGAGGCGGAGCCACUGCCCCUGGAGGAGGUCGCCCACGAGGUGUUCAUCAGCAUUGCCGGCCACUGCGAGGGACGCCACUUCCUGGCCAUCGACAGCAACCACAAUGCCUAUUCCUGGGGCACUGGCGAGGACCACCGCCUGGGCCAUGGGGACACCCACGCGCGCGCCGUGCCCACCAAGAUCGCUGCGUUGGAGCAGCACUGCGUGCAGUCGGUGUACUGCGGAUGCUCCUACAGUGCGGCCAUCACGUGUGGCGGCAACCUGCUCACCUGGGGCCGCGGCACGUACGCCCGUUUGGGCCACGGGAACAGCGACGACCGCAGUUUGCCCACGCUGGUGGUGGCGCUGGCCGAGCACAUGGUGGUGGACGUGGCCCUGGGCAGCGGCGAUGCCCACUCGCUGGCCCUCACCGCCGAGGGACUGGUGUUCGCCUGGGGCGACGGCGACUAUGGCAAGCUGGGCAAUGGCAACUGCAAUGGGAGCCUGCAGCCGAUCCUGGUCGAGUCGCUGCCGCGGGUGCAGCGCGUCUUCGCGGGCUCCCAGUUCUCGGUGGCCUUGAGCCACGAGGGUCAGCUCUUCACCUGGGGCAAGGCCACCUGUUUGGGCCACCAGCUGGUGGAGCGCAGCGUGCAGGGCUGCAGUGUGCCGCGUCUGGUUACCAGUUUGCAGCACAAACGCAUCGUGGACGUGGCCGUGGGUGUGGCCCACUGCCUGGCGCUCUCCAGCAGCGGUGAGGUAUUCGGCUGGGGCCGCAACGACAGCCAGCAGAUCUGUCCCGCCUCCGUGUCCAGCGAACCGCUGCUGCGCAUCCCCAUUCUCGUCGCACUGCCCACGCUCCCGGCCAGCGGCAUUGCCUGCACCAGUGGCCAGAGUCUGGUGUGGACACAGAGUUCGCACCAGGGUGUCCCGCUGCGCGCCCCCUUUGUCAUCGACCUGGGUGAGCCCACGUUCCGGCUGCUCGAUCAGCUGCUGGGCAUGUGCAGCAGCCAGGACAACCGGCAGACGCCCAACCAGGAGAGCGAGUGCAUCGCCGUGGCCUGCCUCAAUCUGGUGCGCCUGCAGCUGCUCGCCCUCAUCGCCAACGGCGUGGAGCCGCGCCAGGUGGGCCUGGCCAGUGGCAGUCGCCUGCUCGGCAGCCUCAAGACCCGCAUUCUGGGACUGGCCGGUGGCAGCCAGGUGCUGCGCACCAUCCAAGUGGCAGCACAGCAGGCACUGCAGGACGGAUGGAGUGUCCUGCUGCCCACAGCAGCGGAGCGUGCCCAGACGCUCACCUCGCUGCUGCCAUCGGAGCCGGGACAGGCGUCCUCCGCCGGGCACCGCUUCAUGACCGACCUGCUGGUCAGCUCGCUGAUGGCCGAGGGCGGCCUGGAGUCGGCACUGCAGCACGCCAUCCGGCUGGAGAGCAGCUCCUGCUCCUCCGCCGACUGCGGCGACGGAGUGCACCUGCCCCUGCUGCAGCUGAUCACGCGGCUGUUGGGCAACAAUGCGGCCCUCUCCCAGACCCGACUGUCGCCCGCUCUGGGCAAGCAUCAUCAGCAGCAGCUGCAGAUGCAGAUGCAGCAAGAGAAGGAGGAGGAGGAGCGCGAGCAGCAUGGCCACAAGCACCAGGAGCCGAGCACUAGUCCCAGUUUGAGUCUGCUGCAUCGCUUCCAGCGCCUGCUGCUGGCCCACAUCCACCAGGCCGAGCCCGAGGAGGAGACCACCGGUGCCGAGGCUCUGCUGCUGCAAUAUCUGCACGCCCUGAUCCCCGCCUGCGUUGCCACCCUGCAGAAGGCCCACGAACUGGCGCUGCAGUGUCGCGAGCAUCCGGCCGAACAUUCGCUGGGGCCGCAGCUGGGCCAGCAAGUGGGCCACCUGGGCCGCAUCCUGCAGGCGGACAUCUCGGACGCCCUGCUGCACGAGUUGCUGGUGGGUUUGGUGCUGCUGAAACGCGAUCGGCCCCAGUGCCUGGGCAAUCUGCGGUGGGCACGGCUCUUCCUGCCGCUGCUCCGCGUCCUGGACCGACUCAAUCGGGCGCUGGGUGAGGGCGAGCUACGCGACGGCGACGACAUGGGCUGGCCCGGCAUAAUCUGCCGUGGCGGACCCAAGGGCCAGGGACCGCCGCCAGCGGACCCGGAGACUCACUAUGUGCGUCGUGCGGACAUGGAGAACCUGCUGCUCGACGGCACACGCUGCAUCAUCUUGGCCGGCUACGUGUGCGAUCUGACGGGAUACAGCUGCGAGUCGGACACACUGCGCAGCAUUUUGGACUCGGGCAUGGGCAAGGAUCUCACGGCCGAGUUGGGUGGCCAGGCGGCGCUCAGGAGCGCCAUGGAGCACAUCCUGCAGCACCACAAGCUGGGCAAGUACAUGGCCCAGGCUAGCACCGAAGAGAAGUCAUCGGCGCCGGGACCCAGUCGACUGACCCACUUCAGCUCGGAGUGCGCCUUGGCGCAGCUGCUGGGUCUGGUGGCCAACCUGAUGUGCAGCGGACCGGCCCUGCAGCCGGCGGAGCUGCAGUGCCGCCAGCUGGACAAGUCCAGCUUGCUGAGCGGCGGUCUGCAGCUGCUGCAGCCGAGCAAUCCGUUCGACGAGGAGAAGGGCGAGGCGAGGAGCAGCCACAGUUGCCACAGCACGGCGGGCAACACGCCCACGGAGCAGCCGCCGCCGCUGCCGCUGCAGCAGCAGAUGCAGCAGCAGCUGGCCGCCGGACGCAGCAAGUCGCAGCUGCAGCAGCGGGCCGACGCCUUUGUCGCCGGUUUGGCGGAGGCCAGGCUCCUGGAGCCGCCGGUGGCCGCCUGGCUGGCGCUCACCGAACGCUACUGCAAGGCCCACAACCUGAUGUGGCACCAGGAGUUCUCCACGGAGCAUCCCGUCCAGGAGCUGGAGCGUCUGCUCAGCGCCGUGCUCAUCCGGCACCAGUACUUGGGCGGACUGGUACUCAGCGCCCUCGAAGCGGAGUCGUCGUCGUCGUCGACGUCGUCGUCGUCGUCGUCGUCCCCGCCUCGCCAGCUGGCCGAGAUCAUACGGCUGGUGCACCAGGCCAAGUGGUCGGUGGUGCGCACGCGGCAGCAGCUCAACCGCAGCUACAAGGAGGUCUGCGCCCCCAUCCUGGAGCGGCUGCGCUUCCUGCUCUACGAGGUGCGCCCCGCAAUCAGUCCGCAGCAGCGUGGACUGCGCCGUCUGCCCAUCCUGCAGCGACCGCCGCGAUUCCGGCUGCUGGUGCGUCGCCUGCUGCAGGAGUUGCGCUCCGCGCGACAGCCAGCCAAACCAGCUAAACCGGAGGAUCUGGUCAAUGCCUCAAUUCAGCAGGAACAGGAAAAGAAGCCGCCGCAGCCGCAGCCACAGCCGCAGCCGCAACCCAAGCUGCAGUUGGAGGUGGAGGAGGAGGAGCAGAAGCAGCAGCAGGAGGAGGAGGAGGAGACGCUGCUGCGGCGGCUCAACGAGCGGCAGAUCCACGGCGAGGGCGAAUUGGAGCCGGCCCUCAUGCAGGACAUCGUGGACUUUGCCCUGCAGGACAGCUGCGACGUGGAGACGGCCCGCCGGGCCAUGUACUGCCAGAUGCAGCGCUACCAACUGCGUCUGGCCGGUCUACAGCUGGUCCAGCAGCUGCUCGAGCUGCACGGCCUGCUGGACGCAGCCCAAUACAGUCUGCUGAACGGCUUCCUGGGCCUGCAUCUAAAGUCCACGGGCGGAUCGAACGGAUCCGGUAGCUCGCUACAUGUCCUGGGGCAGCUGAACAUGAUCAGUGCCUAUCAGAAGGCCCGACUGCUGCUGGCCCAGGCCCGCGUCCUCGACUGGGCGGUACGCGAACUGCGUCGCCUGGUCAACCAGGAGCAGCAGGGUCAUGCCCGCGGCAAGGACAGCACCAAUCUGGGCACCUAUGUGCUGCUCAAGCGCCUGCCGCGCGCCCGCUUCCUGCUGAGCGUGUUCGGGCUGCUGGCCAAGGAGCUGGGCCCCAACGAACUGGGCCUAUUGAUCAACUCCGGCCUGCUGGGCACCGUGCUGGGCCUGUUGUCGCAGACGGGCGGCGAGGGCGUGGCCGGCGGCCAGGUGCACGGCGAACUGAGCGUCCUCUACGAGGACAGCGUGCUGAAGCAGAAGUCCAGCAAGGCGCAGCUCAGUGGGCCCGAUCUGGCCAAGCUCAUGAAGAUCGGCACACGGAUUGUGCGCGGAGCGGACUGGAAGUGGGGCGACCAGGAUGGCAAUCCGCCCGGCGAGGGACGCAUCAUCAGCGAGGUGGGCGAGGAUGGCUGGGUGCGUGUGGAGUGGUACACGGGAGCCACCAACUCCUAUCGCAUGGGCAAGGAGGGCCAGUACGACCUGCAGCUGGCCGACAGUGCCCUCAACGUGGCCUCGCCCACGGAGCCGGAACGCGAGGAUGUCGCCGGCAGCGAGGCCUCGCCCACCAGCGAUUCGCAUCCAUCCAAGCUGCUGCGCCACUGCGCCGCCAAGCUGCUCCAGAUCCUCGCCGUGGGCACCGGCCUGCACGGCGACCAGCUGGACAAGCACGCCCUGCGCGGCAUGACCAGCAUGUUCCGAGCCAUCGUCUAUCCCAAGCCAUCGAUGACCGGCAUCUCCCACUCGCUAAGCUGGCUCAAUCUGGGCUUCAUCCGAGCCAUAUCGGGCGACUGUCCGCGUCUGUGCCUGGAGCUGAGCACCCCCGGCUGGCUGGGCCACUACCUGUCGCUGCUGGAGCAGCCGGCGGGCAGCGAGGCGGGCGUGUACCGGCAGCUGCACUGCCUGCGCCUGCUGCAGUUCAUCCUGGCGCAGUGGGGCGCCGGGGAGGAGGCGCGAAUGCCGGUGCUGGUGCACCAGCUGUUUGCCACUUUGGGCCGCAUCGCGCUCCACUGUCCCGGCGACGUCAGUCUGCUGCCCACGGCGGAGGGCAAGGCACGCGUCCUGCUCACCGCCUCCCACUCGGGCAGCGCGGCCGAGGAGCUGGUGGCCCUGCUGCGGCGCCUGCACACACUGCCCGCCUGGAAUCCGGUCAUCAACUCCUUCCUGGCGCAAAAGCUCUGCGUGGCCGCCGAACUGCUGGCGGAGCACUCGGUGCACUCCCUGCACUCCGUACAUGCAACGCAUGCAACGCCGCUGGACAGCGAACAGGUGUUCGUGCUGGGCGUGCUGGGUGCCAUCGGUGGCCAUGAUCUGCGUCCGCGCGUCGGUCUGCACUGCUUCCACGAGGGCGGCCACAUGGUCAUUGCCAGCUUCACACCCAAGGGGCGAUGCCUUUUGGCACCCGACGGUGGCGGUGGCGGUGGCAUGGGAACUGCAACUGCAACUGGAACGGGCAGCAUCCAUGGAUUCGUCAAGGUGCCACUGGCGGCGGUGAUGCCGCAUCUGGACCACAGCGUCUUCAGCCUUAGCCGACUGCCGAUGAACGAGAUGCUGCUGAACGCGUGGACGGUGCUGCUCUAUGGCCCGGCGCCGGAGGUGCGCGAGCAGCUGCCCACCAGUGCGGAUGGGCGUCUCGACCUGGCCCUGCUCCGCGCCCAGCAGCUCCAGAUGGCCGUGCUGCACACAAAUGGUGUGCUGUACCGCCACCAGGCCGCCCUGCGUCGCAUCCUCAAGCAGCGCGCUCCGGCGGUCAGCAUUUAUGCCUCCACCACUGAUGCGGAUGCGGCUGCUGAUCCCGAUCCCGAUCCCGAUCCGGAUCCAGACCGCAGUGAUGCGGGGGAACAGGAGCGGGAGCGAGAGAGGGAGCCAUCCACUGGCAGUGGCAGCGGCCAGGAGGCCCAGCUGCUGAUACAGUGCAUCCUAUUGAGGGCCACCCAGGCAUCGCCGGUGAAGGCCUGCUACAACUACAUGGAUCUGGCCACGGCGGCGCUCAACUGCAUCCAAUCGCUGGCCACGCAGGCGCACCAGGAGCUGAGCGAUGGCGGACUUGGGCCAGCCGAUGGCCACUCGCUCAUCCCCCAGCCCACGAUGGUGCAUGGCGUGCCCGUCUACAAUGUGGCCACGGUGGCCAAUGUGGCCAGGAAGGCGGAACAGAGACCGCCGCAGAAGCUGGAGAUGGACCCAGUGGAGGUCAAGUCGAAGUGGACCGAUGCCCAGCUGACCAACCAGAUCAUGGAGAUGGGUUUCACGCGACGCACCGUGGAGCUGGCCCUCAAGCAGCUGUCGUUGCAGGCGGAGAUCAUGCCCACGCCCGAACAGAUUGUCCAGUGGAUUCUCGAGCAUCCGGAUGUGUGUGCCAAUACCAUUGAGGAGGACACAAUGCCGCUGCCAGCCUCAUCGUCCCACGAUCCGGAGGCGGACUCGGACAACGAGUGUCCCAGCUCGAGUGCCUCGACCUCCUCCUCCUCCUCGUCCUCCUCCUCGUCGUCCUCCUCGGACACAGUGGAGGGUCAACCGGUGGCCAGUGAGGCCGCUGCUCCGCCCCAGAAGUUCCAGUCCCGCAAGGAUUUCCAAACCGCCGAUCUCUAUGCUUUGUAUGUGCGCGGACUGGUGCGUCCCGGGAUGACGGUGCGCUGCUGCCGCGACUUCGAGGAGAUCAAGCUGGGCGACAUGGGCACCGUGCUCAUCGUGGACACCGAGGGACUGCACGACCUCAACGUGCAGGUCGACUGGCGCAACCAUGGCAGCACCUACUGGGUCUGCUUCGUCCACAUCGAACUCGUUGAGCUGCCCGCCCAGUCCCAAACCCAGCCACGCCCCCCGCCCAUCGCGGUGGGUGCCAGGGUGCGUCUGCGCAGCUCCUCCCUGCGCUACGGCCUUCUAUGCCAGCUGCGUCUGGGCCGGAGUCAGGCCACUGGAGUGGUGAGAUCGGUGCAGGGCAAACAACUCACCGUCGACUUUCCGGAUCAGGAUCAGCAGCCCGCCUGGCAGGGUCACAUCAACGAGGUGGAACUGGUUGCCCCCCUACCCAUGGCCGACUCCUGUGGUGGCCAUCAGGAGCAGCAGCAGCAGCAGCAAUUGCUGGCCAGCAGUAGCAACAACAAUAGCAACAGUAGCGAUCUCAUCGAGGACUGGUCCCGCUGCAUCCGCUCGCUGACCGUCAGCUCCAAUGAGGCGGCCGCCAAGCAUCUGCUGAACGGUAGCAAUCAGCCAUGGCAGAGCUCCUCCAGCGGUCCGUGCCGCCACUGGAUACGGCUGGAGCUGCACGACCGCAUCCUGGUGCACAGUCUGGAGCUGCGCGUUAGCGCCGAGGAUCACUCGCAUAUGCCCUCGCUGCUGGAGAUACGCGUGGGCGAGUGCGUGGACAGUUUGAAGGAGUACACAUGGAUACCGGUGCCGGCGGGAGCCAGUCGGGUGGUGCUCAUGCAACAGGUGCCCACCUACUAUCCGUGGGUGGAGGUGGUGGUCAAGCAGUGCCAGAACAACGGCAUCCAGUGCAAGGUGCAUGGCCUGAAGUUCGUGGGUCGCCGCCAGCAGCCCGACAUCCAGCACAUCCUGGCCAAUGCCCAGUUCCUGGCCAGCGAGUACAGUGCGCCCGGCGGCACGGGUUCCGGAUUGGUCAGCACAUCGCUUGGCGAUCCGGACGCCGGCAUGGCCGCCGAACAGGAUCUGCCCUGCACCGUAAUGGUGUGGGGCCUCAACGACAAGGAGCAGCUGGGCGGCCUCAAGGGCUCCAAGGUGAAGGUGCCCACCUUUUCGCAGACCAUCAGUCGACUGCGACCCAUUCACAUGGCCGGCGGCUCCAAGAGCUUGUUCAUCGUCAGCCAGGAUGGCAAGGUCUACGCCUGCGGCGAGGGCACCAACGGACGCCUCGGCCUAGGGGUCACCCACAAUGUCCCGCUGCCGCACCAGCUGCCCGUGCUGCACCAGUACGUGGUGAAGAAGGUGGCCGUCCACUCCGGCGGCAAGCACGCCCUCGCCCUCACCCUCGACGGCAAGGUCUUCUCGUGGGGCGAAGGCGAGGACGGCAAACUGGGUCACGGCAACCGGACGACGCUGGACAAGCCGCGUCUCGUCGACGCGCUGCGUGCCAAGAAGAUCCGCGACGUGGCCUGCGGCUCCUCCCAUUCGGCGGCCAUCAGCAGCCAGGGUGAGCUCUACACCUGGGGCCUGGGCGAGUACGGUCGCCUGGGUCAUGGCGACAACACCACCCAGCUGAAGCCCAAACUGGUGGCAGCCCUCGCCGGCAAACGAGUAAUCCAGGUGGCCUGCGGCAGCCGGGAUGCCCAGACGUUGGCCCUCACCGAGGACGGGGCCGUCUACUCCUGGGGCGACGGUGACUUUGGCAAGCUGGGACGCGGCGGCAGCGAGGGAUCCGAUACGCCGCACGAGAUCGAGCGACUCUCCGGCAUCGGUGUGGUGCAGAUCGAGUGCGGAGCCCAGUUCAGUUUGGCCUUGACGCGCGCCGGCGAAGUGUGGACCUGGGGCAAGGGCGACUACUACCGUUUGGGCCAUGGCGGCGACCAGCAUGUACGCAAGCCGCAGCCCAUCGCCGGAUUGCGCGGCCGGCGGGUGAUCCAUGUGGCCGUCGGCGCCCUUCACUGCCUGGCCGUCACGGAUGCUGGGCAGGUGUACGCCUGGGGUGACAACGAUCAUGGCCAGCAGGGCAGCGGCAACACGUUCGUCAACAAGAAGCCCGCCCUGGUCAUCGGCCUGGAUGCGGUGUUCGUCAAUCGCGUGGCCUGCGGCAGCUCGCACUCCGUCGCCUGGGGUCUGCCCAAUGCCUCGCCGGAGGAGGAGAAACGCGGACCGGUGCCCUUUGGCAGCACCCGUGAUCCCCUGGGCGGCAGCAGCCUGGGCAUCUACGAGGCCGAGGAGGCACUGCAGCCGGGCGCCACCAAGCCGGACGGCCGUCCGCCCCUCGCCGGCAGCCUGAGUGAGAGCCUGUCCGCCCUGGAGACGCCGGCGGCCAGGCAGGCGGCCCUGGGUCAUGUGCUGCGCGCCAUGAGCAUUCUCCAGGCGCGCCAGCUGAUCGUGGCCGCCCUCACCAGUCACAGCAAGGUGAACUUCAAGGAGAGGGCAGGCGGAGCGGGAGUUGUCCAGGAGGAGGAGCCCCACACCAGUGGCUUGAAUUUGAUGGGUGGUGGAGCACUGGUACAGCAUCUGCCGGAGACCAUUGCCCAGGGCGGUGGCGAGGCGCCUGCCGAUGCCGCCGAUGCCGCUGAUGCUGCACUGCAGGAGCACAGUCCGGAUCCGGGCAUGGAGGUGCCUGCCCUAAUGACGGCCACCACCGCCCCCUUGACGGCCGGACCACUGAGCGCGUUCCAGAGCCUCACCGGAUCGCUGUCCAUGUCGGGAUCGCUGUCGAGCAGCGCCCUGCCCAAUGCGGCGCACAAGCACUCGAGGAUGUCGGCCAGCGCCAUGUCCGUGAUGGCCGCCACCAUGACGCAGCAGCAGGAGGAGAUGCUGGCCCACAUGGGUCAGCUGCAGGAGAUGCAGGAGAUGCAGGGCCAUGGCCAUGGCCACGGGCUGGAUGACUUUGGCGGACUGCUGGGCGAACCGGAGGCCAAGUCGCUGGUGGAGCUGCUCAAGCUGGCCGUCUGCGGACGCUGUGGAGCGGCGAGCACGGCGCAGACAAUCGCCGACACGCUGAUCUCGUUGGGCGCCGGGACGCCGGCCGUGGCAGCCAUGCUGCUGGAGACAUGCAUCACGGAGCUGGAGGAUCUGUGCACGUCGCGCCACUGCCUGGGCAAGCUGCCCAAGCCGGUGAUGCAGGAGAGCGGUCAUCCGUAUGUGGACAAUGUGAAUGUGACCGGCGUGGUGCGCAUCCCGGGCGCCGAAAUGUUGCGCCUCGAGUUCGACAGCCAGUGCAGCACGGAGAAGCGCAACGAUCCGCUGGUGAUCAUGGACGGCUCUGGCCGUGUCCUGGCCAUGCGCUCCGGACGAGAGUUCGCCCACUGGGCACCAGAGAUCCGGGUGCCGGGCGACGAGCUCCGCUGGAAGUUCUCCUCGGACAGCUCCGUAAAUGGCUGGGGCUGGCGCUUCUGGGUGCACGCCCUCAUGCCGGCGGCCACGCUCGGCGAGAGCGGCUCGGAUCGGGCCGUGUUGUCGCAGCCGUCGAUGGCCCUGGUCAUGUCGCUGCUCGACUCCCGCCUGGCGCCCCGCCAGACCGGUGUGCUGCUGCGUCUGGCCUCCGCUUUGGCCGCCUGCUCCCAACUGGGCGCCCUCAGCACGGCACAAAGGAUCUGGUCGCUGCGCAAGCUGCAUGCCGUGCUGCUCCUGGAGCAGGCACCCCGACCACAGGAUCCCUCACUCUCCGCCCUGCUGCAACCCCUCAUCCCUGAGCUGUUGCGGCAGUAUGAGUACGAGGAACCGCAGGUGCGUGGCGGCAUCCAUCUGAUGCACUCGGACUACUUCAAGACCCUGGCCGCUCUGGCCUGCGACAUGCAGCUGGAUGCCACGCUGCCAGUUCAGGCUUCUACCGCGGCAGCCACCUCGGCAGCCAGCACCACUGGCGAUGUGCACAAGUGGGCGUGGUUCAAGCGCUACUGCAUUGCCGUCCGGGUGGCCCAAUCCCUCAUACGCCGGACGGAACUGCCGCGUCCCUUUUGCCUGGAGGUGCGCAAGAAGUUCGCCGAGAUGUUGCCCAGUUCCACGACUUCCAAUUGCCAGGGACAGGGUCAGUCCUUGGUCCACACUGGUGGCCAGUCGCCCGGCCUGUCCAUGCUGAACUCCACCACAUCGCUUUCGUCCAGCACGGCCAGCAAUGUAUCGCCACCGCCGCAGGAGCAGCAACAGGAUCAUCACAAUCAUCAUCAUCAGCAUCAUCAGCAUCAUCAUCAUGUGGAGUGCUGCAGCAGCAACAGCAACAGCAUACUGCAGCAUGAGGAUCAUGCCCUCUUCCAGGCUCCCCACGAUGCCCAGCUGCUGCAGUGGCUCAACCGACGGCCCGACGACUGGGCAUUGAGCUGGGGCGGAGCCAGCACCAUCUACGGCUGGGGACACAACCAUCGCGGCCAACUGGGCGGCCUGGAGGGCAGCCGGAUCAAGACGCCGACGCCAUGCGAAGCGCUCAGUCUGCUGCGUCCGGUGCAGUUGGCCGGCGGUGAGCAGUCCCUGUUCGCCGUCACCCCCGAUGGCAAACUGUUCGCCACCGGUUACGGAUCCGGCGGACGACUGGGCGUGGGCGGCAGCGACAGUUGGGCCAUACCCACGCUGCUGGGCUCACUGCAGCAUGUGUUCGUGAAGAAAGUGGCCGUGAACUCCGGCGGCAAGCAUUGCCUGGCGCUGACCACCGAGGGCGAGGUGUACGCGUGGGGCGAGGGCGAGGAUGGGAAGCUGGGACACGGCAACCGGAUGAGCUACGAUCGUCCCAAGCUGCUGGAGCACCUGAACGGCAUGAGUGUGGCGGACAUUGCGUGCGGCAGUGCCCAUUCGGCGGCGAUCACGGCCAGCGGACAUGUGCUCACCUGGGGCAAGGGACGCUACGGACGGCUGGGACACGGCGACUCCGAGGAUCAGCUGAGGCCCAAGCUGGUGGAGGCACUGCUGGGCUAUCGGGCCAUCGACAUUGCCUGCGGAUCCGGCGACGCGCAGACGUUGUGCAUCACGGACGACGACAAUGUGUGGAGCUGGGGCGAUGGCGACUACGGGAAGCUGGGACGCGGCGGCAGCGAUGGCUGCAAGCUGCCCUACAAGAUCGAGAGUCUGGCCGGUUUGGGCGUGGUCAAGGUGGAGUGCGGUUCGCAGUUCUCGGUGGCGCUCACCAAGUCGGGGGCGGUGUACACCUGGGGCAAGGGUGACUUCCAUCGGCUGGGCCACGGCUCCGUCGACCAUGUGCGACGGCCCAAGAAGGUGGCCGCACUGCAGGGCAAGAAGAUCAUCUCGAUAGCCACCGGUUCGCUGCACUGCGUCGCCUGUAGCGAUGCCGGCGAGGUCUACACGUGGGGCGACAACGAUGAGGGGCAGCUGGGCGAUGGCACCGUGACGGCCAUCCAGCGGCCACGGCUCGUCUCCGCCCUCCAGGGCAAGCACAUUGUGAAGGUCACCUGCGGAUCGGCGCACACUCUGGCCCUGUCCACGUCGCAGCUGAGCGAGCGACUGCGUCCACUGCCCAAUCCGCCGCUGGAGUACGACCUGGUGCGGGAUUUAGCGCCCGAGGCGCUGCAUGCCCGCCUCAUCCUGCUGCAUCACUUCUCGGAGCUGGUCUGUCCCUGCCUGGCCAUGCUGCCCAUUGCCGGCGAUUUGAGUCUGGGCGCACUGAAGGACGUGCUCGUGUACAACAUCAAGGAGGCGGCCUUCCGUAAGGUCAUCCAGACGACGAUGGUGCGCGACAAGCAGCACGGACCUGUGAUCGAGCUGAACCGCAUCCAGGUGAAGCGGUCGCGUAGCCGCUGCAACGGACUGGCCGGCGUCGAUGGGAUGAAGAGCGUCUUCGGGCAGAUGGUGCAGAAGCUGCCGCUGCUCACCCAGGAGGCACUGGCUCUGCCGCAUCGCGUGUGGAAGGUGAAGUUUGUGGGCGAGAGCGUGGACGACUGCGGCGGCGGCUACAGCGAGUCCAUCGCCGAGAUGUGCGAUGAGCUGCAGAACGGCAGUGUGCCGCUGCUGAUCAACACGCCCAACGGACGCGGCGAGGCGGGCGCCAACCGCGACUGCUUCCUGCUCGAUCCCACCCUCUGCUCCGUGCUCCAGAUGAACAUGUUCCGCUUCCUGGGCGUGCUCAUGGGCAUCGCCGUGCGCACCGGAUCGCCGCUGAGCAUCAACUUGGCCGAGCCCGUCUGGAGGCAGCUGACCGGCGAGGUGCUGCGACCCACCGAUCUCACCGAGGUGGACCGCGACUACGUGGCCGGACUGCUCUGCAUCCGCAACAUGGACGACGACACGAAGCUGUUCAGCGCGCUGGAGCUGCCGUUCUCGACCUCCUCGGCCCGCGGACACGAGGUGCCGCUGUCCACGCGCUACACGCACAUCUCGCCCAGAAACCGGGCCGAGUACGUCCGCCUGGCCCUUGGAUUCCGGCUGCACGAGUUCGACGAGCAGGUGAAGGCGGUGCGGGACGGCAUGUCCAAGGUGAUCCCGGUGCCGCUGCUCUCGCUCUUCUCCGCCGCCGAGCUGCAGGCGAUGGUCUGCGGCUCGCCGGACAUCCCGCUGGGCCUGCUCAAGUCCGUCGCUACCUACAAGGGCUUCGACCCGAGCUCGGCCCUGGUCACCUGGUUCUGGGAGGUGAUGGAGGAGUUUACCAACCAGGAGCGCUCACUGUUCCUGCGCUUCGUCUGGGGCCGCACCCGCUUGCCACGCACCAUUGCCGACUUCCGAGGACGCGACUUCGUGCUUCAGGUGCUCGAGAAGAAUCCGCCCGACCACUUCCUGCCCGAGAGCUACACCUGCUUCUUUCUGCUCAAGAUGCCCCGCUACUCGUGCAAGGCCGUGCUGCUGGAGAAGCUCAAGUAUGCCAUCCACUUCUGCAAGAGCAUCGACACGGACGAGUACGCACGCGUGGCCAUGGGCGAACCCACCGAGGCGACCGGCAGCGAGGACAACAGCGAUCUGGAGUCGGUGGCCAGCCAUGAGGGCUGAAUUUGAAUCACAACCGGAGUCAGUACCAGAGCCAGUACCAGAAGCACUGUCCAACCAGCCCAAACUGACCCAAACUGAACAAGCUGAACAAGCGAAUACCCGAACAAAUACAGCAAAGGAUCGGGGCGGGGAUCGAAUGAAUCUCCCAGCUGAUCCUUAUGAUCCUCACCACUAGGACACACGAAGCCUUCAAGUUAAACCCACAAACGCCACACGUACACAUAUAUACACGUAUAAACAUAUAUUUUAAAUUAGCACUUGAAUCUGAGCAAGACGACGAAUCGAGCGAAAGAGACGGCAUCUAAAAGAGAGAGAGAGAGAAAGGAAUAACGAUCGUACGAUCGCGUAAUGAAACCAAAAAGCAAAGCGUUAAAGUUAUUUCCAUAUUAUAUUAUAUAUAUAUAUAUAUAUACAUAUAAAUUUAAAUAUAAAUGUUAGUUGAAGUCCACUCAUAAUUAUACACAAGGCUUAAACGUUAGACGCAAUCCAAUCCAAUCCAAACAAUCCAUUCCCAUAUACCCCAAAUCCGAAUCCAAAUCCAGCCCAAAACAGUUAAUAAGCUAAUUGAUAUUGAUAACCCCGAAAAACACAAAAGGGCUAAUGAUAAAUUAUUCAAAAGUUGGAUGCGCCCACAAGGCGCCGCAAAGAAAAACUCUAUCUGAACUAAACUAAACUGAAGCUAAAUAAAAUAUUAUAA
Molecule: messenger RNA, 16404 nt
Organism: Drosophila elegans
Lineage: Eukaryota; Metazoa; Arthropoda; Insecta; Diptera; Drosophilidae
Gene: HERC2
Product: probable E3 ubiquitin-protein ligase HERC2
Exons: 11
Coding region: 444-15707 (5087 amino acids)
Biological process (GO): protein ubiquitination
Molecular function (GO): metal ion binding; ubiquitin-protein transferase activity
Source: RefSeq, a predicted model, not a curated record